UUUGGCGUCCGGUGCAACUUGUUGAUUACGAUAUGAAGCUAAAAUUGGAUUUCUAUUUUAUUUGGAAUAUAGCUGUUGUAUUUUUUAUCAUAGUGAUGUUUGUGAUGAUAUUCUUUUAUCUGUAACACUGUAUACUUUAGCGAUGGUCGUCUUUCAGUGUUCCACAAGGGCCUACUACUUUUCCUAACCUAACAUGUUAUAGGUUAAUUUGAAAAUGGCUUUUUACAGAAAAGCUAUUUGGUUUUAUAGAGGUUGGCAGGAAUACACAAAUGAUGGUUUUGUAGAAGCAGAAAAGAAGUUCAAUCCGGAGGAUUUGGAUGUAAAUUUAAAAGGAAAAUCUUAUAUUAUAACAGGUGCUACUAGUGGAAUAGGAAAGUGUUUGACCGAGGAGAUUGCCAAGAGAGGUGGGACUGUUCACAUGGUCUGUCGCAACAUGCAAGUGGCCGAAGUCAUACGCUAUACUUUGAUUGAUGAGACAAAGAACGAGGAAAUUUACCUUCAUGUUGUCGACAUGGCGUAUCCAAGAAGCGUUUUUCAGUUCACACAAGAAUUCCGAGAACAACAUUCUAGUCUUGAUGCUAUCAUACACAACGCUGGUAGCAUGGUCUACACCUGUCACGUUGACCCAGAUGGCAUAGAGAAGAAUUUUGCCGUAAAUGUAUUAUCACCUCACAUCAUCUCGCGUCAACUCGUCCCUUUACUACACAAGAGUGAGCGUGGAAGAGUAAUAUUCAUAUCCUCCGGCUGUAUGUUGGUGCAGAAGUUGGAUCCCACCGACAUACAGUGUCAAAGCCUCAAACACUUUGAUGGGAUGCACGUCUACUCCAACAAUAAACGACAACAGGUGGUGCUAGCAGAGAUCUACUCUCGAGAGUACCCUCAGUUGUUCUGCGCAGCGAUGCACCCUGGCUGGACGGAUACGAAAGGAGUACAGACCACGAUGCCGGAGUUCUACGAGCGGAUGAAGGAACGACUCAGGUCGCCGCGUCAAGGAGCGGAUACUGCUUUGUGGCUAGCCAUCUCCCCCGCUCCGCUGCGGAACACUAGUGGCCUGUUCUAUCAAGAUCGAUCAGCUAUCCCGACACACAUGCCUUUCUCAUUUACCAAACCUACCUUGCAAGAGGAAGACUCCUUUAUUAAACAGGUGGACCAUUUGAUGGAGAGGAUCGGAAGAUCAAGACAAGUAAAGCAGUCUUCGUCCAACUCAGGAUAGCUGCGGAACUUCAGCCUUUCAGUUACCAGUGCGGCUACAUCCAUUUAUUUGGUUUGUUAAAGUUUAUAGACCAUUGAAAAGCUUGCAUUAAAAUGCUUAAGCUUUAAAAACUAAGUUUUCUUAUUAGCGUUCCAAUUGUGUUAUUCUUGUUGCAUCCACGCCAGUGUUAAUUUGUAAAAAUGAACAUAAAACAUUUUAGGAAAGUGGUCCAAAACGUCAAACUUUUGUUGAUAUAUCUGGGAUUUUAUCUGUCACUGUUGCACCAAAAUGAUUACCUUUAGGCUAGCGUUAACACACAUGUAAAAUUAUAUACUCCUCAAUUCUGUUACCAUUUCUACUUCUAGGUUUUUGUCUCAAAGAACGUCUUGUUUAAGUAAUUCAUCAUAGGGAUUCACCAGACAGUGUUAUUGAGUUUUUAUAUGUGUUAAGCUAAAGAAAAUUUUUACGUUUGAAUCUAGUGUAUACACCAGGAUCUAGGGGCACUACUGUUGCUGUGAUUUUAUU
Molecule: messenger RNA, 1717 nt
Organism: Macrosteles quadrilineatus (aster leafhopper)
Lineage: Eukaryota; Metazoa; Arthropoda; Insecta; Hemiptera; Cicadellidae
Product: dehydrogenase/reductase SDR family member 12-like
Exons: 8
Coding region: 215-1213 (332 amino acids)
Source: RefSeq, a predicted model, not a curated record